Messenger RNA from Plasmodium malariae, 5631 nucleotides. Its product is annotated as conserved Plasmodium protein, unknown function. The record is from RefSeq and is a predicted model, not a curated record. Lineage: Eukaryota; Apicomplexa; Aconoidasida; Haemosporida; Plasmodiidae. Gene Ontology annotation, cellular component: nucleus; NELF complex. The coding region runs from base 1 to 5631 and encodes 1876 amino acids. Gene Ontology annotation, biological process: negative regulation of transcription elongation by RNA polymerase II. The transcript is spliced from 6 exons. Gene Ontology annotation, molecular function: RNA binding.
AUGAAGAGAAAGAGAAAAAAUUGUAUUGGGCUUUGUAACUGUUCCUUUGACCAAUUUCGAAGGGGAAUUGAGUUUCUGAAAGAGACGGAUGCAAUACUAGAUGAAGACAUAUUUUUAAUUUUAAAAAGAGUAUGCUCCUUUUUGUUUUUCUGUGUAAAGAAUAACAAAUUCGACUAUUUAUACAAUUAUUAUGAUAAGAAUUACAGUAAUAGUGAUAAGAAUAGUAAUAGUAAUAACAGUAGUGUAAAUAACAAUAGCGCCAAUAACGAUGGCGGUAAUGAAAAUAGUGAGUGUAAAAGGGCGGAAAAAGACAAGGCGAACAAUAAUGAGGAUAAAAUAAUUGAUAUUAAAGACAUGUUUUUAGAGAAAAACGAUAUAAUUGAAGAUUAUGAAUUUGUUCAUGAGGAUUAUAUAAUAAUAAAAAAUAUAAAUCGGUUGCUACUAAAUAAGUUAGUAGAUAAUUAUGUUGGUUAUACUUGGCUAUGUUUAAUUUUGUCGGAGUAUUUAAAUAACCUUGAUGGUUUUAUUAAGUAUCUAGAGAAAGAAAAAAAGGAAGAAAAAAAUAAUGUCUCAAAAAAAAAAAAAAAGUUUUACAAAAUUGUCAAGAAAAUAGAACAAUUGAACGGAACUAGCCAACUUAAAUAUUACUAUAAUAAGAAAAAAUUAGGAAGUGAAAAAACGAUUGACACUGAUUACGAAAGGAGAAAGAACACAGUUAUUACAAAACCAAAUUAUAUGAAUUAUUUGUAUUGUUAUUACGGCAAUUUUUGUUCAUCCGGUAAUACUAAUAAUGAUCAGGUAAGGAGUAAAACGGAAGGACUCAGAGAUAGGGAAAGAGAAGGAGAAAGAGAAAGAGAAGGAGAAAGAGAAAGAGAAAGAGAAGGAGAAAGAGAAAGAGAAGGAGAAGGGGAAAGAAAAAACUUGUGUUAUUUAAAUGAUCUUGAAGAUAGUUAUAGUUGGAUUUUCAGAGAUGAUGAAAAAUUGACAAAUGACAAUGAAAGCAAAAUAGAAAAAAACUCAAAAUAUUUUGCUAGUAGUGAAAAUUAUAACUUUCAGGAGAAACACUUAAUUAGUGAGAAAGGCUUCUCCAUUCAGACCCACAACGAACAGACGUGUGAUAAUAGAAGUGAACGUAAAAGUAGGAAUCGAUUCAUUGGGAACACCCUUGACGAUGCUCACAGUGGAGUGAAAACAGGUUUAGAGGAGAACAAGGAAGAAUGUUACAGGGUCACUCAGAAAGAGGAGUGGAAAAAAAGAAAAAAGGAAAAGGAGGAAAAGAACGAGGAGGGGAAGGAAGAGAUAGAGGAAGAACAAGAGCAAGAGGUCAUUACCGCAAAUGAUGCAAAUAAUGCAAAUGAUGCAAAUAAUGCAAAUGAUGCAAAUAAUGCAAAUGAUGCAAACGAUGUAAACGAUGUAAACGAUGCAAAUGCAGGCAGUAGCCCCAAUAAGGAGAAUCUUGCUCCUCGAGAACGAGCCAAUCCUGUUAAUUCAAGGGGAAAUAUUUUUUUCGAUAACGAAAAGGGGUACAAUAUGGGUGUAAGCGACAGUAAGGAGCAACGGAGUGGGCACAAUGGACAUAAGAAGAGUAAGAGAAGUGAUAGAGGAAAAGGCGAAAAAAUGAACGAAAGACGGAAUAAGAGGAGAAAAAGGUGUAGAAGUGCGAGCUGCAGUACUAAACAAACCACGGGUCGAGACAUGAAUAUAAGGGAGAACCGAAACGACGACAAUCUGCAUUAUCUGUACAAAGCGUUGUGCGAUUUCCUAUCAACCAAAUACGAAACAAACAAACUGCUGAAAUUCAUGGAUGAGUACAGGGAUAUGUAUGCAUGGAAACCACCCCCUUUUUAUUGGAAAAUACUGAAGAAUAAAUAUGUAGUUAAAGAAAUAUUAAAAUUAUAUGAAGAGAGAAACUUAGAUCCUUUUUUAUCAUGUUUGUAUGAAGACUUUGUAAAUAAAUAUUAUUUUGAAGAUAAGAAUGAAAAUAAUAUAACUACAUAUACAAGUAAUUUUAAUGUGUUCACAUUACGAAUAAGUGAAGAGAUACAAAAAUUCUUGUUAUUAGAAGAGCCAGAAGAAGAAGAUGAUGUUUUAAAUAUAUGUAAAAAUAUUUGUAUUAGUGAAAAUUCAUAUAUAUAUGCUCAACUUAUAUUAGAGUAUAUAUACCGAAAUAAUAAUGAUAAUACUAUGAGAAGACUGUCUCAGUAUUUAUGUCUUUACAUUUUAUAUAAAGACAUAAAUGUUUAUAACACGUGUAAUAAUUAUUUUUCUAACAUUGUGGAGAAUGAAGUAAGUAUUACUUAUUUAAUUUUCAAAAUAAAUAAUUUACAUAAUUAUAGUUCUUUAUAUACCAUUUUUAAAAAUAUAUAUAUGACAAGAAAUAAAGGAUGUAUGAACAUAAAUCAUACAGACAUAAUUAAUUUACACCAUUCUAUAGUGCGCAUUUUAAAAGUUUUCAAUGGAAAAAAAUUGCUUUUAUUUGAUUCAACAUAUUUAUUUGGUUCACUCAAUUUGUCUGGUUCAUCCCAUUCAUUCGAUUCGUCAAAUUCGAAGAGGACCUUCUUUAAACAGAGGAAUUGUAAGAACAACACAACACUUAGCAGGGAAUAUACUUCUCCUACAAUUUUUUCUGUUAGUACUGAUCCUAGGAGAGAAGGUUCUUCAUAUAUUUUAAGAAGCUGUGAUUAUAAUUCGAAUUUUUCUGAUAAAAAUAGAAGCAAUAUCGAACAAGAAAAUGCAAAAGGGAGGUUGUCAGAAGAGCAGCGGGAGGGUUACUCCCCCCGUUCCGUAGUAGGAGAAGCCAUAUCAUGCGUUGAUAAUGAGGCGCAGAUGGGUUUUCCUCCGGUGGGCGGCAAUAUUCAUAGUAGCAGUAUUCCCUAUUAUAGGGGCAAUGCCCACAGUAGCAGUAAUGUCGAUAACAGCAGUUAUGAUCAUUUCGCAGGUAGACCUGAUGAGACUCGUGAAGAUAAUAAGGAGGAUAGAGCUAAUCCGAGUGGAGGUAGCAAAUUGGGAGGUGAUAUUAACAGUACAUCAGGAGGAACAAAGGUAGAAGCAGAUGUAAGCGGAGAUGGAGAUGUAGCAGAUAUCCUGUCGAGCUACGGUAGUGUAGAAAUAAAAAAGGAAGAAAUAAAAAGGAAAAAAAAGAAGAGUGUCGUUAGUGAGUUUUUAUUACCAUCCGCAUCUCAAUAUGGAAACAAGAAUUACGAUUAUAAUAAAGAAUUCUUGAGGAUAAAUAUAUAUGCAGAAAAAAUACCUCUUAUUCAUAUGAGAGAUAUAUUUUUUAUUAACAAUAUUAUAAAUAUAUAUGUUAAUAAUAAUGAACUAUUUGGUAAUAAUAUGUAUAAGGUAUAUGCAAGGGUUCUUAUUUUUCUCACAACGUAUUCUCCCUAUGAAUAUGUGUAUAAUCAUUACUACUCUUCAUGUUUUAGGGGAAAAAAAAGUGUCUUCAAAAAAUACUCGAGCUCCUUUUUUAAUGUGUACGAUGAUGCUAUUUCUGUUUUUGUAAGGGAGGAGGAAGCAGAUGAAGCUGAUGAAUUAGAUGCAACGGAUGAAGAAGACGAAUCAGAUGAAGUGGGGGAAUGCCAGAACUCCGGCGAUGAUACAUGUUUCGAAUACUAUUGCUCUGAAAAAAGGGAGGCAAGCGUAUACCCUGAUAUGGAUAAAAAAAGUAAGGGCAAAAGAACAUAUCAGCAAUUUUUACAAAGUAAAAAUGAACAACAGACAAGAAAAUCUAUACUAAAAAAAAAGAGUAAUUACUCAUAUGGAAAAGAAAUACAAUUAAUGGAUAAUAAGAACCAUAUGGAUACAAAUGUAUCAGAAGAAAACAUGUAUAGAGAUGAGACCAAGGAGAGAUAUGAGGUAUAUCUUCCAUAUACCAGUAUAGGAGUAGGCGAAAAUAGUGGAGUACAUUUUGUGAGUACUUGUACUAAUGAUAAAGAAAAAGUGAGUAAUGCUUCUUGUGGUAAAGGGAGCUACAAAGAUUAUCUUAAAGAUAACAUAACAGUAGAAGAUAAAGAGGUAAGAGAAAAGGAAAAUUAUUGCACAGUUAGUACUCCUCUAUAUCCUAACAAAAGCACAUAUGGAAAAAAUAGUAAUAACUUGGAGCGUCUUUCAGUAAGUCAAAAGCUAAGUAGACAGUGUAUACUUAAUUACGAUAAGGAGGAAAAAUACGAAGAAGCAAUUGAUGAUGAUGCUCAGGGAAGAUAUAUGUCAACCGGUGAGUUCGUAAAGGGAGAAGGUAAAGAUAAAGAAGAAGAGGAGGAAAAGAAAAAAGAAAAGAAAAAAGAAAAGAAAAAAGAAAAGAAGAAAGAAAAGAAAAAAGAAAAGAAAAAAGAACAUAAGAAAGAACAGAAAAAAGAACAUAAGAAAGAACAGAAAAAAGAACAUAAGAAAGAACAGAAAAAAGAACAUAAGAAAGAGCAGAAAAAAGAGGAGGAAGAAGAACGACGUGAAGAUACGUACGAAUACUUCUCUAAAGCUGAAGUUCAUCUGACAAACUUUGCUUCCGUUAAGGAAAAUUAUGGUGUAAAAACUAGCAACAAGUUAAAAGAAAUAAGUAACACAGACAGUAAUAGACCUCUUCCCAAUAAAGAGCUUCCUUUUUUUAAAACCGAUGGAUCAUAUAAAAAUGUAAGUGAACGUGUGAUAUUGGGAAGUAGCCUAGGGGAGAGAAACGAAGUGAAUAACGACAAGAAUAAUCAAAAUGACUUUCAACAAUGUAGUAAUAAGAAUAGUAUCUAUCAGAAAAAGUGCGGUAACAUGGUGGACGAUAUUUUCGAGUUGAAAACAGAAAUUAGGUCAUGUGAUGAAGGAAAAAGUAGCAUAUUUCAAAAUAUAAAAAGUAAGAAAAAAUUAAAAAUAAACACAUUAAAUAAAAAAAAAAAGUGGUAUUUUUAUAAACUGUUUUAUAAAUUUCGAAUUACAUAUAAUAAUUUUCUAAAAUAUACUCAAAAUGAAAUAUUUCAUAUAUACCAAAUUAUUCAUGGUAAUUAUUCGGAUUCAACAAAAGACAAAUUGUUACUAGGAAGAAUAAACAGUAACUUAGCAGCAUCUAUUAUUUAUAAAUAUGUAUAUAAUAAUGUUUAUGAAUAUGUGAACUCGGUACAAAUUAAUUUGAUAUAUCCUAAAUUUAUUUUACUCAAGUAUAUUGUUGACAAGUAUCCUCAGAAGAGACACCUAACCCUUUCCUUUCUCAAGGAGCUGUACAUAUUCAUUAUUGAAAAAGAAAAAACCUCAGAGGAGUACGCAGAACUGAGAGAAAAUCUCAUCUUAUUUUUCGUUUACCUAAUCAGAUUUGAAAACAUGUUUUGUUACAUAGUAAAUAUCAUUAAGACGAUGGUUUAUUUAUUGGACAAGUCUCUGAUAAGGCUCUUCAUAAUUAAAACGUUAAGUUAUUGUGCACCUCCCUACGAUUUUAAGUUUUGCAAAUGUCUUCUUAACUUUAUUUAUCUAGUUUUAAAAAAAGAAGGUAUAUACUACAAGAAUGAUUUCAGAAAGGUGAUAAACAAAUUUCUGGAUGAUGUUGUAGAUAUGCAUAAAAUGUAUCAAAAUUCCAAAAGUAAAGAGCUCUUCAUUUUGAGUAAUCAUAUCAGGGAGCAGAUGGUAAAAUCAGAAAACGAAAUUGAAACGUGCUAA